GCAAGAUGGCUGACAUCGCUUGAAAGUAUGUCCCCUUCCUCAACAUGAAGUCGUGAGUGUGGAAGAAAGCGAGGGAGGCACCAUCGGCCGUUUGUUUUUAUUAACUUUUUUUUUCUGCCGUUAAUUUCUCCAAACAUCCAUUUCAUUUCGCGUCGUCUCUGUCCCAGAGUUGUCUUUGAGAGUUGACGCGUCAAGUCACGCCGGGGACCCAGCUAGCUAAAUUAGCCAGCUAGCUACAGCGGUUAACGUUAGCCAGCGAGAUAGCUAGCUAACUAAAUCAUAUUUUCAUAUCCCAUCGGCCAGCUAACUAGCACGUCUCAUUAAUUUGAAAUAGUCUAACGGUUCUAAUAUCAAUAUACUGUCAGAUUAAGAAUUACUCGACCGUCAUGUUCGCCAACUAAUGCGCAACGUUAAUUCGUGUGAAUCAGGAUUAUAAUUUUGGAGUAAAUCAUACCAUUACUAUAGUUAGCCACUAGCCAUCAUCAGUUAUCAACAUUUCAUGUGUUAUUACCUAGCUAGCUAGCUAGUUAGAGGGUUAGUUAAACUUUAGCCGGAGAAUUAGACUAGCUGGCUUUGCUGGCAGUUGACCAAAAUACUGCUAGGGAUGGACACACAAUUGUACUCACACGACCAAAUAUAGAAGAUUGGCUUUGCACACUAACUAGUUAGCUAGCUUUCUUGCUGUUAGGAAGUGCACCUCUCGGCCUGGUCAACUAGCGUGCUAGGCUAGUUAGCCUUUGCAGGGUUGGUCACUCGUAUCAGAGUUGAGGGUGGCAGCAGCUAGGUGCAGCAACAGUUCAGUCAGUCACACAGAGAGAUACGUUAGCUAGCUGCCAGGUUCUAGCUAGCUACAUUCUCGACCCUCACAUCAGCUAUCACCACGGCGUUCCGAACGUACCCGGAGCCCCCCUCCCCUGGCCAGACCCACCGGCUCAACAACACCGGGAUGGGUGUGCAGGGCUUCCAGGAAUAUCUUGAGAAACGGUGUCCCGGGGCAGCUGUCCCCGUGGACCUACUCAAACUAGCCCGUACACCGGGCCGCCAGCCCCCGCACCACCACCCCCAUCACCUCGGCCCUAUACCUCCUCCACCCCCGGCCCGGAUACUCAUCGAUGCUGACUCCGGCCUGCAGCGGCUGUACGGCGGCUACCAGACGGACUGGGUGUGCGGCGGGGAGUGGAACGCCAUGCUGGGAUACCUGUCCGCUCUGUCCCAGGCCUGUCUGUACCAGGGCGGGCUUGAGCUGGUUGUGGUGUUCAACGGCACCCUGGGGAAGGAGCGGUGGCCGGAGUGGGCACGCCGGGCGCAGGGGCAACGCCAGACAGCCCAGCUCAUCGUCAAUCAUGUUGGCAGCAAGGCAACUCCGCCACCCCGUGCUUGGUUCCUGCCCCCAGCCUGCCUCAGCCACUGUGUCCGCCUCGCCAUGUUCCGCUUCAGAGUGCGGGUUGUCCAGACGUUGGAGGACCACCACCAGGAGGUGCUGUCCCUCUACAGGGACUUUGGUUUCUGCGGGCUGAUCGCCCAGGACUCAGAGUUUGCCCUCUGCAACGUGCCCGCCUACUUCUCCUCGCAUGCCCUCAAACUGUCCUGGAACGGCAAGAACCUGACUACCCACCAGUACCUGCUCUCUGAAGCUGCCAGACAGCUGGGUCUGAAGACACAACACCUGCCCUGCUUCACUGCACUGCUGGGCAACCAUAUUCUCCCUGAUGAGGACCUGGCUGCCUUCCACUGGAGCCUUUUAGGACCAGAACACCCCCUGGCCUCACUCAAGGUGCGUGCCCACCAGUUGGUGCUGCCUCCCUGUGAGGUGGUUAUCAAGGCGGUGUCAGAGUACGUCUCCUCCAUUAAAGACCUGGGGAACCUUGACGUUAUCGCCAGAGACGUCUUCAAACAGUCACAGUCUCGUAUGGAGGACAAGGUGCAGCGUUUUAAGAGAGCUGUGGAGUAUUUCUCAGCUGCCUCUAAACCCCGCCCACUCUCCAUGGGAACCUCCCCCUACCUCUUGCCAGGGUUUGGGCCGGCUCCGUUUGGUGGACCUCCUGGCCACAUGGGGGCGAUGCAGACUGUAAAGACGCAGUUCCCCCACCAGGGUGUAAAACCACCCUAUCAGAAUGCUCCGUACGGACCAGGCAACACCUCUCUGUUCCAGAACCACCCACCUCCCCUGCAGGACUGCAACGAUUCACUGGCAGGGAAAAUGGCCUUCACCGAUUGGUCAGCUCCAUAUGACCAGGGAGGAAGUAGAUUACCGAAUCACCAUGCGGCCGCUCCCUCUGGGCCCUCCCCCUCUCCUUCAUCAUCUUCUGAUGGAGAUGAACCAAACGACAGCAGCAACCAUCUGCCAGACAAGUCCUCCAGGUGGGACGAUCCGUCCUGUCGAGGGGGCGGAGGGGAUGGUUCCCACGGUAACAUUCCAUCGCUGUUGUCGAUGGCGACGCGGAGUCACAUGGACAUAACCACGCCCCCUCUUCCUCAAGUCAGCGCUGAAGUGUUGAGAGUAGCAGAACACAGACACCGCAGAGGACUGAUGUAUCCAGAGAUAUACCACAUACUGACCAAGGGAGAGAUAAAGAUGGCGGUGUGUAUAGAAGAUGAUUGUAACAGUGAACUGCCUCCAGCCUCUCUGCUGUUCAGAGCAGCCAGACAGUACAGCUAUGGGGUCCUCUUCAGCCUAGCCGAAACACACCGACGCCUCGAGAGACUCGCCAUGCGCAACAGAGCACCCCUAGACGUUCCUCCAGUGAUAGUGAAGGAGUGGUCCAGUGGGAAGUCGAAGUCGGCCCUGACCCCGGAGCUGGUUCCAGCGCUGUGCUUCAGAGAGUGGACCUGUCCUAACCUGCGAAGGCUGUGGCUUGGUAGAGCCAGUGAAGAUCGCUCCCGGCGGACCAGAGCUUUCCUAGCCUGUCUCCGCUCUGACUGUCCUGCCCUACUCAACCCUGCUCAGGUCCCACAACACCUUCUGCUCAUGUGCUGCGUGCUCAGGUAUAUGAUGCAGUGGCCAGGUGGUCGUAUUCUACAGAGACAUGAGUUAGAUGCCUUCCUGGCCCAGGCAGUCUCUAACCAGCUCUACGAACCAGACCAGCUCCAGGAACUCAAGGUGGAGAAGGUAGAUGGUCGGGGAGUGCAGCUGGCGUCUCUCUUCAUGGCGGGCGUGGACACGGCUCUGUUGGUCAACGAUGUGUGUGGUCAGCCGUUACCAUGGGAACACUGCUGCCCCUGGGGCUUCUUCGACGGGAAACUCUUCCAGACCAAACUGGCCCGUGCCGCCCGAGACCGCCAGGCCCUGCUCGACAUGUGUGAAGGACAGGAGGAGCUGGUGUCUCGUGUGGAGAAGAUGCGUCAGGCCAUCCUAGAAGGCAUCAACUUCUCUCGUCCUCCUCCCCCUCCUCCUCCUCUCCCCCCUCCUUCCUUCCUGCCCCCUCCCCCCUUCUACCCUCUGCCUCCCCUCUACCCCCCCCGGCCCAUGGGCAACAUGCCACACCACCACCACCCUCAACAUCCUCAUCCUCAUCACCACUCACACCCAGCCCAGCACAGACCCAGAGCCUUCCCAGGUCUGCAGUCGAUCCCCCCCCAGGGAGGGAAGUUGGAGAUAGCCGGAAUGGUGGUGGGGCAGUGGGCCGGGAACAAACCACUGCGUGGUAGAGGGGGAUUCAACAUGCAGGUGGUGUCAGUCGGGGCAGGGAGAGGAAGGGGUAAGGACAUCCCAGUGAAAGGAGGGCGAGGAGGUAAAAAGACCUCACCCCCUCCCCCCUCCACCAGCCCCCCCAAGUCCUCUGAGGGUGAGGGUCUUAACUCUGGGGGUGUGGCCCAGAAGCUGAACGGCAGCCCUGCAGCCUCCGCUAUUGGCCAGCCUUUGGAUCUUCCUCCACUGGCCCAGCCAAACCCGUGUGCCUUAGCCAGCAAAGACAACCAAUCAGAGGAGGCCCCUUGUUGCCUUGACAGCUGUCCUUCAGACGGAAUGUAACGAAGGAGGAUUGACUAGGCUUUCCCAGAAUGCACCAGGGUGUUCUGAAAGUGCCGUCUGUGUUCCACUGCCUUCCCCUGUCUGUUAGCCUCGCCCACCAACACACCAACCAGGAAGUCAGAGAGGGGGAGGUGCUCUGCUCAAUCAGUCGAUUUGAUUGAGGUGUUCCGCUAGCCUUUCCCCCCCCUCUCUCUGCUUCUCCGUGUGAUUGGUUUGGCAGAGCAGUAAGCCCAACCCCUUGAUUUUGUCAUGUUUUAUUUUAACGAUGAGAGGUUCUUCUCCAUGAGUCCAUUUUGUCUAAGCCCCGCCUCCGCCCCAUAAAGCCCCGCCCCCAUGGCUGUUGUAGCCCCAGCACACUGCCUCAUGUUGUAAUGAUCCCUCCCUAGUGUUAAAAUUGAUUGUGAAUUGAAAUGGGAUGAUGUGAUCUACACUCCCCUACCGAGGUCCGCACAGUUAGACUUGAACUACAGUGUUUAGUAAUAGUGGGUUUACACACACAGUAACAUUGACAAACACACACUGUUGGCUAGUCUGUUAGUUCCUCGGUUUGGUAGCCAUUAGAAGUGUGUAAAUGUUUAGUUGCCCAGCCGUGUUGAGAGACCCCCUGACCACAGAUGUAAAUUGUUGCCAUAGGGACCUCAUGGCAAGCGGUGUUCCAUGUGAGGUCAGAGAGGAAUAGAGAAAGAGGAGGAUGACCUGGCGUUUGCUACCACCGAUAAUGAUCUAUUAGAGACGCGCCUCUAACCUCCCCGCCAGACCCAUCUGUAUUAGCAACGCUACGUUGUGUUGCUGAUCACAACACUACCUGGGGCGGCAAGUAGCCUUGUGGUUAAAGUGUUGGUUUCGGUUACUGGAUCGAAUCCCAGAGCUGACGAGGUAAAAAUCUGUCAUUCUGCCCCUGAACAAGGCAGAUCACCCACCGUUCCCCGGUAGGCCGUCAUUGUAAAUAAGAAUUUGUUCUUAAUUGACUUGCCUAGUUAAAUAAAGGUUACAUUUAAAUAUAAAAUAUCACCCUGAGCGUCGGUGUGUUAGCAUAGCUUAGCCCCUUCAGUAGCAUUUGCACCGCUAAUGCGUUAGCAUGCUAACGUAGGCCAGAUCCUUGAAUAACAUUAGCACUUACGUUAAUAUGCUAGCAUGCUAAUUUAGCCUAGCCCUGCCGUGUUGAGACCCCCUGACCACAGAUGUAUGUACGCACCUUAACCUGACGCUCCAACGUAUGGAUGCUCUUACCCCUGUAUUAUAUUACUGCAUUAUCCCCUAUGCUCUUAGUGUACAUCCCAAUGGGGAGCACUUACUAAUGUUGCAUUCAUUGUGAUUAUUAAUGACUUGACAGUCUGUCUGAGAGGGUUCCCCUGUGACCUAGGACAUUUCUUUGAACUCUAGAGAUCUACUUUAACAUUAGACACCUUUAGAGACUCCUUUGUGCGUUAAUAUGCCCCUGUUAACAAUAGCUGUUUAAAUGUGAGCAGAGUGGUCUUCAGAAGAGCCUCACUGGAUCCCCUUACAGGUUAAAACCCAGUCAGUACAAACAUGGUGCCACGUCAGGGGUUAGAGGUCAGAGUGCUGCCCCUCUGACUGGCACCACGUCUAAAUGAACCCUAUUUCUUACAUGGUGCACUACUACUCCUGUUCAUCAGAAGCAGUGCAUUAUGGGGGGUAGGUUGCCGUUAUAGACGAGACCUGAUGAAGUCCCAAAGCAUAGACCCACACCAGCCCUGUCAGCUGGCUGGCCAAUCAGGACAGGCCUGGUAGCACCACCUCCCCAACCCCGCCUGGUGAUUGAUUAGCAGUCGCCACGGCGAUAGCACAGCGUUCUAAGCUCUUUAACCAACAAGAAGCACUUCCCCCAAACUACCUAGACAAUCAGCAGGGGUUUGGGGUGGGAACACUUGAAUGUUCUGCCCACAAUCUAAAGAUCCUAAAUAGUUUUAUAAUUAUGAUAGAGGACAAAAUAAGUAUUCCCUUAAUAGGUGUGCUCUGAGAGGAAUCAGAGUAUUGUCUUGUUUUAAUGUUAGUAGACGACAGAGCAGAGAGGAAUCAGAGUAUUUUCUUGUGUUAAUGGCAGAGCAGUAGGAUUGAUCUGUCUGUCUCCUGGACAUCUGUAGAAAUAACAUGGACUGAAUCAACUCAACCAGCGUAGGGACGUGGAUGCUGCCCAAAGGACUCCUAGUCCUUCUACUGCACUACUUCUGUUUAUGGCCCAUAGGGCUUUGGUCAAAGUAGUGCACUAUAUAGGGAAUGGGUGACAUUUGGGAGGCACCCUAUAUGAACCCCUGGCAAGGCAACAGAAGGAGACCAUGUCAAUGACUUGAUGCUCUAUCUGAUGGUAGGCCUAAGACAAUGUUUCCCAAACUCGGACCUGGGGACGCCAAGGGGUUUUCCCCAGCACGACACAGCUGAUUCAAAUAAUCAAAGCUUGAUGCUGAGUUGGUUAUUGACUCAGCUGUGUAGUGCUGGGGGCAGAACCAA
This is a messenger RNA of Salvelinus namaycush (lake trout), 6439 nucleotides long. RefSeq names its product family with sequence similarity 120C (gene fam120c). The coding region runs from base 947 to 3970 and encodes 1007 amino acids. Gene Ontology annotation, cellular component: nucleus. The record is from RefSeq and is a predicted model, not a curated record. The transcript has 16 exons. Lineage: Eukaryota; Metazoa; Chordata; Actinopteri; Salmoniformes; Salmonidae.